AGGACACUCACAAAGUUGAGAAACUCACUCUCUUCAAAACCCACUCAGAACCUCCACCUCUCACACCAUGGUCAACUCCUAUUGUGGCUCUGUCUGCUCUGAGCAGGGCUGUGAUCAAAGUCCCUGCCAGGAGAGCUGCUGCCAGCCCAGCUGCUGCCAGACCACCUGUUGCCAGACUACCUGCUGCCGCCCAGUGUGCUGCCAGACCACCUGCCGCCCCAGCUGUGGAGUGUCCAGCUGCUGCCGCCCAGUCUGCUGCCAGACCACCUGCCGCCCCAGCUGUGGAGUGUCCAGCUGCUGCCGUCCAGUGUGCUGCCAGACCACCUGCCGCCCCAGCUGUGGAGUGUCCAGCUGCUGCCGCCCAGUCUGCUGCCAGACCACCUGCCGCCCCAGCUGUGGAGUGUCCAGCUGCUGCCGCCCAGUGUGCUGCCAGACCACCUGCCGCCCCAGCUGUGGAGUGUCCAGCUGCUGCCGUCCAGUGUGCUGCCAGACCACCUGCCGCCCCAGCUGUGGAGUGUCCAGCUGCUGCCGCCCAGUGUGCUGCCAGACCACCUGCCGCCCCAGCUGUGGAGUGUCCAGCUGCUGCCGCCCAGUCUGCUGCCAGACUACUUGUUGUGGUACAACUUGCUGUCGCCCCUCUUGUUGAAUUUCCUGUCUGACUACCAAUCUUGAGGCAGCCAUAAUCACAGGGAGCUGAACUUCUCAUCCAUAUAUUAAAGGAUUCCUACCUUGAAUGUCCUGACAACAGUAAGAAACUGGCAGAGGAGAGUCCUACAUUAAGUACCACCCAUAUUUCCCAAGGAUCUCCUCUCUUCAUGCACGUCUCAGAUGCAUGGUACAGCGAGACAUAUCCCUUAACUCUCUAUCUUUCUUAGACUUCACCAUUCCAUGUUAAUUAUUCUUCAAUAAAUAUUUCCUUGCAAUAAAAAUA
Phodopus roborovskii (desert hamster) is the source of this 931-nucleotide messenger RNA. RefSeq names its product keratin-associated protein 4-1. The transcript has a single exon. Gene Ontology annotation, cellular component: keratin filament. The coding region runs from base 68 to 646 and encodes 192 amino acids. NCBI's taxonomy places the organism in Eukaryota, Metazoa, Chordata, Mammalia, Rodentia, Cricetidae. The record is from RefSeq and is a predicted model, not a curated record.